Molecule: messenger RNA, 1536 nt
Organism: Marasmius oreades (fairy-ring Marasmius)
Lineage: Eukaryota; Fungi; Basidiomycota; Agaricomycetes; Agaricales; Marasmiaceae
Exons: 11
Coding region: 1-1536 (511 amino acids)
Biological process (GO): polysaccharide catabolic process; L-arabinose metabolic process
Molecular function (GO): alpha-L-arabinofuranosidase activity
Source: RefSeq, a predicted model, not a curated record
AUGCCCGCGAUCUAUAUCGACAAGAGCCGUCAAAUUGCACCAGUGGAUCCUAGAAUCUAUUCUGGUUUCACAGAGCAUGUGGGAAGAUGUAUCUAUGGAGGGAUCUACGAGCCAGACAACAAACAUGGGCUUUCUGACCCCAAUACUGGUUUACGAAAAGACGUUCUGAGCGUUCUCAAGUCUCUCAGUGUUCCCAUUUUUCGGUAUCCAGGAGGAAAUUUCGUCAGUAAUUAUCGAUGGCAAGAUGGAAUUGGUCCCAAGGAACAUCGUCCUCGUCGGCCAGAACUCGCGUGGUUAACUGAAGAAUCGAAUCAAUUUGGAACCGACGAAUUUAUGACUUUCUGUCGCGAAAUGAAUGCCGAACCUUACAUCUGUCUCAACAUGGGCACUGGUACUCUCAAAGACGCAUUGGCUUGGUUGGAAUAUUGCAAUAGUUCCGCUAACACUUAUUACGCCAACCUUCGCCGAAAAAAUGGUCAUGAAGAGCCUUACCAUGUCAAGUACUGGAGUUUAGGAAACGAAGUGUGGGGACCCUGGCAGGUCGGGCAAAUGACAGCGGAAGAUUACUCCAAGAAGGCGUAUCAGUGGGCAAAAGCAUUGAAGUUGUUGGAUCCGAGCAUAAAGCUCAUCAGCUGUGGGGAAACUGGCUACGCGGAUUGGGAUAGAGUGGUCUUGAAGAAGCUUGCUCCUGUCGUUGACUUUCACUCUAUCCAUAUCUAUACCGUCAGUCAAGGCGACCACGCUAUCAACGUCAUGGGUCCGGCGGCGGCAGAAAAAGCAAUCGAAAUAACUAAAUCUCUCACUGACCUCGCUCUAAUCGAGGCAGGGUUGGACAAGGAAAUCCCUGUUUGCUUCGACGAGUGGAACGUCUGGGAUCCAGUCCGUGCGCCAGGGGAGAAAGGUGCUGAAGAGCGUUACGAUCUGAGUGAUGCUCUCGCCGUGGCGUCUUGGUUAAACGUCUUCGUCCGGAAAGCCGAUGUGGUCAAAAUUGCUUGUAUCGCCCAAUCGGUCAAUGUCAUAUCUCCAAUUAUAACUUCCCCUACUGGUCUAUACAAACAAACGACAUUCUAUCCACUUCACCUUUUCUCAACGCUCAUGCACGGCACCUCCCUAAGCGUGCACGUUGAAUCGCCCGUGUACGAAGGCAAGACGGUCCCUUCGUUUGUGAAAGAUCUAUCACCCAAGGGAAAAGAAGUUGGUGGCUCGAGGGAUUUGAGAAAAUGGAUAGACGUUUCGGCUGUUUUCUUGGAACCUCUUUCGGAGAUCCGUGUAGCGAUCGUGAAUCGUCACCCAACAGAUGAUUUUGAGGUUCCAAUCCUGUUUGGUCCUCGAACGGAGAUUGUUGGAGGGAAGGUGAAAGUGUAUGAGGUUUACUCGGAUCAUUUGGAAGAUACAAAUGGGUUUGAAGCCGAUGGAGGAGAGAAGGUGAAGACGGCUAAGAAAGAGGUGGAUCUAGUAGAAGAGGGAAAGGAUGGAAUCAAGUAUGAGGUAAAGAAGCAUUCUUUCCAAGUGCUUGUCUUUCAAACGAAGGCGUAG